UCCCCGCUUGGGUCCUUGGUCAACGUGGAACACACGAAAAUGUGAUGUUGUUUUGAACAAUCUGAGUAUGUGAUUUCGGGAAACUGUGGUCAUUUUUCACUCUAUUUAAUGUAUUUGAUGGACCCGAGUAUACUACCAUGAUGCCGGGAGACAACCAGUCCAAAAUGGCGCAAGUUGCCGUGGAAGCGACCGUUGGAAACUGCCAAAACUGCUCUAUUUUGCAUCAGAGCCUGACGGAAUAUGUGUCGUCAUUUCUGGCAUUAAAACAGAAGAUAACCGUUUCAGAUGACACGAUCAGACUUCAACAGCAGCUGAAAGACCUGCAGGUCCAGUUGGUUACUCUGGAGGAAAAGACAGCAGAUUAUAAUUCUGUACAGGCAGAGCUGGAAGAAAAAAGGCAAACUGUACAGGCUCUUGAACAGCUUUCUAAACAAAUGGAAGAAUUAAAGCAGGAAAAAAGCAAGGAUGAAGCCAAGAAUAAGAGUCUUGAAGACCAGCUGAAGUCUAUGAAUGAUUUGACAGAAAAACAGUCACUGGAAAAUGCGCAGCUGAGGAGAGAAAAGUCUGCUGUGGAAAAUGAGUUAUUGAAAUAUCAGGCAUCUUUAAAGCAAUCUCAAGCUGAAUUGGAUAAAGCUGAAAAAUUGCAGGAAGAGAACGCCAAAAUGACAGACAUGAAGGAUAACCUUGAAAAUAAAGUUCGACAGCUUGAAGACUUGAUUAGCCAAAAAAGUCAUCAGAUAACCCAACUGACCAAGGAGAAUCUCCUGCUAGAAAGCAAUAUUUAUGACGUCCAGGCGAGACUACAGAAACUGGAAAGAGCGCGAUGUAAAGAAUAUAUUUGCACAACGACUCAGACUGAUCCUGCAGAGCCAGAAGUAGACAAAGAGAAGGUACGGCUGCUGCUGCAGAGUUUAUGGACAUGUGUGGAGCCAGAUGCCAAGCAGGCAGCAAAACUGUUGCCUUUACCUGAGUCUAGUUCCAAACACGUCCUUCUCUCUUCUCCCCACGUCAAAUGGAAAUCUAAUCCAUGCAGAAUUUCCACCUCUGCUUCUCAGACAAUCGUUGGAUCAGACAGUUACCCUGUCAAGACCAAAGCCUCCAACACACCAUUAAAACCAGCUCUACAGGCACCGAAUGUCACCAAGCGCCAGGUGUCUCCUCAGCGUUUGAAUGGCAAGAAGGAAGCAGAAGAUCUCAAAAAGACAAAACCAGCGUGCAAAAAACAAAAAUUUGAGGAUUCACCUCCCAAAACUAACAACAGCCCUGAUAUUUCUUUUGAUGCAAUAAUGGAAAUGUUUAAGCCAAUACUUCCCUGCAUUUCUCCGCUACUAGACCUGGAGAAUGAGACUGAAGUUAUGGAGUUGGACAGGGAAGAAAAGAAAAUCCUCCCAGGAUCCUCUGAGGAUUUACAUGCUCUCAAAUCAGAAGAAUCCUUAAAUAUGUCAUCACCAUCAAACCACAACAGUCCAAAAUCUGUACUUCAGAGAGAGAAGAAUGUGGACUUUGUGGAUGCUGUAACACAUGAAUACCAUCAUGUUUCCAAAGAAAAAGACUUGGCACAAAACAGGUCAUGUGCUGCUGCUGCUCUGACAGACAAACCCCAUAAAGAUUUUGAAAAAGUUAUUUCUGAAAUAGACCCGUUGCCUAAGGAGGAGACGGCAUUGUUACAAUCCUCUUCAACAUCAAGUGGCAACGCUGGAAAUCCAGCUGAGUCCUGUGGUGGAAAAACCAACAGCGGUGGUGCUGACAGCAUCGUUGAAACUAAAAAUGGGUUUGAAGAAGCAAAACAAGAUAAUUUGGACUAUGACACAAAUAUGGAAGUUGACCCAAGCACAGUUGAUGCUCUCGAUACCCCAGCCGUCACUGCUGAUGACAAAGAGUUGCUGAGAGGAAGUAAUGAAGUUAUAGUCGUUGAAACAGAACAUGUUGCCAUUUCAAAAGAAAAUGAGUCUUUGAAGAAAAACAGUGUGACAAAAAAUGUCUCGGAAGUUGAAACGAGUCAUCUGAAAUCUUGUCAGAGCAGUACUGAUGCCACUGCAGUCAAACUCCAGGAAAAUACAGAAAAACCAGAGAAUACUCGACCCAGUAGCAGUGAUGGUGUCUCCAAUAUAAACCUCGAAGAAAGGCUGGAAAACCCUGCUAAUAUUCAAGUUCUUGGGGAGAAGGAUGAAAUAACAGCACAGAAAACUGGAAACAAUGAUGUCACUGCCAUUGACUCAAAUGCGCACAAUAAACUCACAAGUUUCACUAAAGCUCCAGGGUUGGACAUGGAAGAUGACGAGCUCCCUUCUUUUAAGGAAUGUAGCCACUUCAGUUCAAAAGCUCUUUUAAAAAUGGAUGAUGAUACGGAGAAAACAAGCAGUGCACCUUUGGUUUCAAAUUCAUUAGAAAAAAUUACUCUCGGUGGCAAACUUGGGGAAGAACAAUUGAGUUCAAAAUGUCCUUCACCUGUAAACCUGCAAAGUUUGAAAACCCCUAAGGCUGACGUUGACACGGAACAUGUUGCAGGUUCUGUUCAGCAUGGAGACAUUAUGGAAAAGGCAGCUGGCAAAGAGCUUUCUCCGGUCAGCCCAGAAUCAGGUCGUACCACCUCGUUUAUUAAAGAUACUUCUGCAACAAAGGGACAAACUGAACAUUCAGACACACGUGGAAUAAUGCAUGAAACGCAGAACUCACAUAUUCACAACGAAGAUAACUGUAGCUCAGAAGGGGGUCUAGCUUCAGCUCAAACCCCACAGAUUAUUGGACAUGUUCUGUUAGAAAUGGGGCCGCCACUUCCUCCUGUUCUGACUCCUCUGACCACACCCCCAAAGGCUGGAAAAUCAAUCAACCCAAGGCAUGCAAUUGGAAAAUUGUCAUUUCCUUCUCCCAUGGAUUGUAUGGAUUCACCUACCACUCCCACCAAGGCGCACUUGGUACCCAGCGGUCAACAGGUCAAUUCUUCCUCCCUACACAGCCCCACUCCUUCAAACAGCGUCCCCUCGUCUCCUCUUCAGUUCGGCUCUGCCACUCCAAAACAUGCUUUGCCGGUUCCUGGUCGCUUGCCCCCUAAACCAAAUAAUUCUUCACCCUCUGCUUCUGCCAGUCCACCUCAGGAAAACUCGAUGAGGUUCCUUGACAGCAUGUAUCCAGAGCUCUCGGCUCGUGCUCGGACUCUGAGCAUCCUCAGAGGGAAUGUCGGUCUUGGCAGUUGUUCAUCAGAGAGUGGAACACUGCCCACAGCGUCUGACCAUCAGGUGUCAAGCUUUAAAACCAUCAGCUCUGCUUCAACGGCUUUCACAAAGACUGAGCUGAGGGGAGAAAAAAGGCCAGCCAUCAGUUUGCCUCAGCCUGAAAACAGGAAAUGUCCAAAGCUCGAACCCAGUUCUGCUGAUGCUACUCAUUCUCCGCCUUCAAGCAGUAAAGAAGAGACUACCUCUCUCCACGCUGCAGGGAUUGACCAGUUCAAGAGUAGGACAACCUCUCCAUCUGCAGAAGCUGCUGAGCAAGACCCUGUAGUUAAUGUUUUAGAGAAAAUCAGGAAGCAAUGCUUUGAUUUGCUGCCUGUUGUUCAGAGCCACCUUUAUGUUGGCAAUCUGCCUACAAAGCCUGUUCUGAGGAAUGAGGAGAAAGAGGUCAUCUCUGACAUUUGUAAAUCUAGCUCGUCUCAGGUAGACGAUGUGAUUAUGGCCAUCUUGAACAAACUAAAGGCUGAAAAGGUCACUCUCAGCUCAAACUACACGCAAGCCCUCUGCAGAGUCUACAUCGGUGUCUGCAGACAGAAGAAAUGCUGGGAGAAGGCUCACAUCCUGGCCUACAGCAUUCUUACUGAAGAUUUUCCAGAUUCAGCCAAGCUGGUGUUAUUUAUGGUGACAACAUGGCCCACUGUUCUCUCUCACGGCAGCUUGCUGUGCCAGGCCAUUCAUACCGUCACCAAACUGAAAGCACAAGAAGGACUUCUCGGCUGCCUUUCUGCAUUUCUUGGCUGGGAAAAGAACCCUCCUUGUGACAUCGAGCAGCUGAUCUUCAGAACUCUGUCUGGACUUCGGUCAGGUUCAGAUCGGUCUUUUAUCAAACACACUCGUUAUGGAGAAGAUCUGGGAGCUGAAGCCUGGGAACAAGUUUUCACUCUGCACCUCCUGUGUUCACACAUGAAGUGGCAAUGGACCUAUGAACACGUGCUGCGCAGUGAGUUGUGGCCGUUAAUGAACACAUGGACAGCACAGCCAAGAGAUCAACAAGAGCCUGUCUCUGAUAAGACUGUUGCUACUGUACUCCGACUCAUAGGCCGCCUCAGUCAGCUGGGCCUUAAAGAGAUUUGCAUUUCAUCUGUGGACACUGUGGCUAACAUCAUCAACACGUUUCUAAGACAUGCACAGACUGAAGGUGUACCGUGGGAGGUCCAGUUAGCAGCCGUCUACUGCAGCUACGACCUGUCUCCCUGCAACCCCAAACAGACCCUGGAGGCCUUGGCAGAGUGGAGAGGAGAGACGAGUCAGCAUGUCCCUCCUGCUGUCACUAGCUGUAUCAAUCAGAUAGCAUCUAUCAGCAGACAGGUCAAGAGCUGAGACUGUACCAAGAUUUUUAA
Nematolebias whitei (Rio pearlfish) is the source of this 4567-nucleotide messenger RNA. It is a transcript of the gene ice1, whose product is annotated as KIAA0947-like (H. sapiens). The transcript has 20 exons. The coding region runs from base 138 to 4547 and encodes 1469 amino acids. NCBI's taxonomy places the organism in Eukaryota, Metazoa, Chordata, Actinopteri, Cyprinodontiformes, Rivulidae. The record is from RefSeq and is a predicted model, not a curated record.